This is a messenger RNA of Tribolium madens (black flour beetle), 1166 nucleotides long. RefSeq names its product succinate--CoA ligase [ADP/GDP-forming] subunit alpha, mitochondrial-like. The transcript has a single exon. NCBI's taxonomy places the organism in Eukaryota, Metazoa, Arthropoda, Insecta, Coleoptera, Tenebrionidae. Gene Ontology annotation, molecular function: succinate-CoA ligase (ADP-forming) activity; succinate-CoA ligase (GDP-forming) activity. The record is from RefSeq and is a predicted model, not a curated record. Gene Ontology annotation, cellular component: mitochondrion; succinate-CoA ligase complex (ADP-forming). The coding region runs from base 131 to 1078 and encodes 315 amino acids. Gene Ontology annotation, biological process: tricarboxylic acid cycle.
AAGCAGUUUUGGUAAAAAUUUUGAAAUUGAAAGGUGGAGAAGCAAUUUUUUAAUUUGUCAGUCAUUUGUCAAUCAUAAUCCUGUCAAAGAAAAUUUUGAAAGAAUUCAAAUCACCCGUCACUGGUUUACAAUGUUUGCAAGACAGUUCAUUCGAUUCGCCAGUUACGACGCGACCCGAAAAAAUCUAAAACUUUCAAAAGCCUCUAAGGUCAUAUGCCAAGGCUUCACGGGCAAGCAAGCAACAUUUCAUUGCGAACGUGCCCUCGAAUACGGAACUCUCCUCGUCGGAGGUGUAACUCCCGGCAAAGGAAACAAGAAACAUUUAGGACUUCCGGUCUUCAACACGGUUAAAGAAGCCCGAGACGCCUUAAAACCCGACGUUAGUAUAAUCUAUGUCCCUCCAUUUGCCGCUACUAAAGCCCUGCAUGAAGCCCUAGAGGCGGAAAUCCCCCUAAUCGUGUGCAUAACUGAAGGUAUACCCCAACACGACAUGGUCAAAUUCCGCUACAGAUUAUCCCGUCAAGACAAAUCCAGAUUAGUCGGCCCAAACUGUCCCGGAAUCAUCGCCCCUGAGCAAUGCAAAGUGGGAAUAAUGCCCGCAAUGAUCCACAAAAGGGGAUGCAUUGGGAUUGUAUCCAGAUCUGGGACUUUAACCUACGAAGCUGUGAAUCAAACGACCAAACAUGGGCUAGGCCAGACCCUAGUUGUGGGGAUUGGGGGCGACCCAUACAACGGGACGAAUUUCAUCGACUGUCUUGACAUUUUCCUCAAAGAUCCCGAAACGAAAGGAAUUAUUUUAAUUGGUGAAAUUGGUGGAGUCGCCGAAGAAGAAGCUGCGGAAUUUUUGAUGAAGAAUAAUACCGGAGAAAAGAGAAAACCGGUGGUUAGUUACAUUGCAGGGCUUUCGGCACCUCCAGGCCGGAGAAUGGGACAUGCCGGUGCCAUUAUUUCGGGGGGGAAAGGAGGAGCUCCCGAAAAAAUGGAGGCUUUGAGAAAGGCAGGGGUUAUUAUUGCAAAGUCGCCGGCGUUGAUGGGGGAUCAUCUGAAGACUGAAAUGGUGAAAAGGAAAUUGGUUUAAAAGUUUUAAUCUAAAGUUACUUGUCAUAAGAAAUGUUUUAAGAAAUGAGAAAAUAAAUAAAAAAUCGAUCAAAACCACAAAUCAAAAU